GACUACAAACCUCCCAUUGAGUACUUUUAAGUUGAAAGAUUCUGCUUUUAUCAUUUUUUCGAAUAAACACAGUACCAAGAAUAGGUAACCGACAGAGGGAAGUAUUAUCUAGUACGCGUUUCAUUUGUUUGCUUCUGAAACUGCUUCUUAAUUCAUGCCGAUGCACAAUCCUUUCUCAAUUUAAUCAGCUUUGAUGCAGUCCGUUUAACUUGAUUUUUCGAUUGACUUCCUCUAGGCUAAAAUGAAAAUCAAACAAUUGUUAGGACUCAUACUAUUAUGGUGUAUCGAUGAGUGUUCCGGCCAGGGUAUCACUAUAGUCAACAACUGUACAUGUAAGACAUUCGAUGGAGGAAUCUACAGCUUGAUGCCGCUGCGUAGAACAGACGGAAAACCAAGGUACACAAGGUUGUCAGUACAAUCGAUAUUCACAGCCUCGGCAUCAGUGCUGCCUCGAUGGUUUUCUUGUUGGGUUCAUGGAUACUAAAUGAUAAAUACAGUCAUUUUUGCUAAUUUUGCUACCACUUCUUGUACAUGAAGAAGUGGUAAGUGAAUAUUUGGUCUAUCACAGGACAAAAGCAGGAUAAUUUUUCUCGACGUAGAGAAAAACAUCACAACAUCUGAAGGGGGCGUGAAGAAAAUACUAUUUUACUGCUCUUCUUUAAAGGAAUUGUACUCUGAUGAACUAAUUCUGUGUAUCUUAUACUUAUUAUGUAUAUCUUUAAUAUACAUAAUCAAUUGAGUUGAUAAUGUGUAUUUUGGCCACCGAAAAGAGUUUCUAAAGCUGACGCCUCGAGCGUUAGCCUUCGUCAUUCGUUCUGAGGUCAAAACCCCAAUAUCAGCUUUAGAAACUCUCUACGGUGGCCCAAAUAUACAUGAUUAACUCAGUUGAUAAAACCAGAUUACCUCGUAAUUCUUAAGCUGAUGAUGACAUGUUUGAAUCAAGUAGAUAUUGUACCAAGGAGUUUCUCAGUUUUUCCCAUGUAUUUCAGAGACAACUCAUAUUUACCGAGUGCACUGACAUUUCGAUAGGAUUACGUGACUCAGACGGUUUCUCUCAAUGUUUUUAAAACAGGUUUUUGAUUCCUGGAAAGAAAUAUCCUGGUUGGCGAUACACGUACAAUCCUUGUACGCCUGUAGAUGUGGGAGAACAUGAUCCUGAUGCCGAUCCUCACAAAAUAUGUCGAGAUGUUGCUGUGAGUUUAUCCUGUGACUUUUGACUGAUUUCUUUUUAAAACUUAAACGCUUCCGUUACUGCUGUUAUCAUAAUUGCUUUUGUUUACUUUUUUCUGUUGCUGAUAAAAAUUAGUUGUUUUAAUGAUUUUUAUUGUUUCUGGCGCUAAUUGCAGCUUUCUGGUGUUUUAAUUGUGGUUCUCUCUUCCUCUUUUCUUACAUACCUCCUUUGCAGACUGCUCUCUGUUUUCAUGUGAAAAAAUUACGAUCAUCUCCUUUUGUAACGUUACUUAAUUCAACUAUGUAUCAACUUCCUAGAUGAAAUGAUUGCUCAUUUCAAUAUGACAUAGUUACUAUGGGAAAGAUUUUUCAAAGAUUUCUUUUUUGACAUUUGAAUUACUUGAUAAGAACGGUAAGUUUUAUGCUCAUGGUUUUUCUUAGAAAUAAAUUGUCGUUUCGAUCCCUCCAGAUUUGCAAAUACGCAGAGAUUGAAAAACCGCGCGAGUACUUUGAGGUUGGUUUGCAAAAAGACAUCAUGUGUGACAUAAACCAAGAAGGACAGAUAGAGCUCGUGUAUAAGACCAAGUAAGCUUUUUUUCGAUUCCCUACCAUGUAAUUAACUAAUUUUUGCUAAGAAAGAUUUCCUUCUAUUAAGCUUGUUUGUUGACUGAAAGGCAAAGGUUGCUGAUAUCACUUUCGCAUCUUGAUCCAGAAUCCGUAAGCAUGUCAUUAUGGAGAUUAUAAUAAAUUAAACAUUUUUCUGUGCGCAAACUGGUAACAGCAAGUGCUCUGAAUUUCUUUGGGUGAAGAAAUAGAAUUUAAACCUUCAAGAAACCUUUCACGUGCCAGGACUAAAAGAAAUUCAUCAGAUAUCUUCGGAUCAACCAAAGAUGUGCGUGCGGGAAAAAUUACAUUAACUGUCAAUUGACUUGAAUGUGACCGGUCAACUUUACCAGGGCUCGUUACAUUUAUAUGGAUAGAUUUGAUCCAAUUUGCUUUCCCAAACAUAUUUACGAUGAAUAGACAACAAAUAUCCUAUCUCUUAAAGCUGACUCUAAGUCAAAAUUUUGAACCUGACAAAAUCCUUUGCUUUAAAGCGAUCCUAGUAUCGACAAUCCACAUUCCAGAGUGGUGUUCCUGUGCGAUGAGUCAGCUACAGAGCCAGAUUUUGAAACCGUGGAUGAAGACAACUAUGUCAGUAUACCUUAUCACAUGACCUCUUCUCUUCAACGUAUACGUUAGACAAAGCUCUGACUUGUAGAAAAAAUGAAAUUCUGUGCGCGUAUAUGCAACUGUAUAAAAUGUGGAUGAUGUCGUAAGAUCGGUUGCUUCUUGAUAUUUUGAACGCAGUUGAGUGAGUAGAAUUCCAGACCUAGUACAUUCGUGGGUUUCUAGAAUGUUUGGUAUUAAACUUUGAGGACUCUAAUGGGUAAACUAAUCAGAACUGGCUGGAGUGGGGGAAGUUUCUAAAGAAACUGUGGUCCUGAGUCGGUGGGAGAGUGUAAAAGGGUAAUUUAGUAUUAUCAAUUGAGUCAAUAACGUAAAUUGGCCACCUUAAAGAGUAACAAAGCUGACGUUUGGAGCGUUAGCCCUUCGUCAUUCACUCUGACGUAGGGAUAAGGCUAAAAACGUCAGCUUUGUAACUCUUUACGGUGGUCAAUUUAUGUUAUCAACUCAGUUGACAAAACUAAAUUAAUGAGAACUGGUUCUCCUCGGGCUUAGUAAAAGGACUACAUUUACGAUAGCGGGGUUUGCAAUCUAAAAAAAACUUCAAAAUUUGAACUCAACAAAACUUAGGAAUUUUAAUUCUAUUCUACACCAUCCCAUUCCAUAUACCACAAAACAUUUAAACUUUUUUUUGGCUUUUUAUCAGUGGAGUUACAUUACUUGGUAGUAAUGGUAAUAAUUGCGCUAACUUUUGAACUUCUCGUGAACAGAUUUUUUCCAUUAAACAUUACUGUGCCUGUCGAAACCGCUGCCGCUGCUUUGUAUAGGUCAACAUCGGUUAUUUCUUCUGGCUCAAUGGGAGCAGAAGUUCAGUUGAAGACUUCCACAACAGAUCAUAAGAACGGUAAAGCAUUUGCAUCUGUUAGAAUUAAUCAUAAAGGAAAAAACCCUGUUUACAGGUGAAAUAUUAAGUGAUUAAUUUCAGAGUACACAGAUCAAACUUGACGUAAUAUAAGCGAUCGAUUUCAUUUAAAAAGAAGCCGUUGUCGAAGAUAACACGAAGAAUAGUAUUAGAUAUGCUCCAAGCUGUGUCUAAGUUGUUUCUCUUGUCUCAGGACGCCCUCGUUAUUUUGGUGUUUCACCUGAGGUAGUUAUCCGUUAGAGCGAGAAAUUGUGCAUUUUACGUACAUUUAUCUGUACCUUCUUUGUCUGGUAGGGACAGGAACCACUUUGGCCGUGAUAGGAGUUGCGAUAGGAGCGAUUGCCGCAGCUUUAAUCGGAGUAGUUGUGUGGCGAAAAUUUCAAGCCCGCGGGGAAAGUCAAGAAGCACAGCAACUUAUGGAUUCUUGUGAAAUUUAGCUGUUAAGAAAUUUCAUUUUAAAAACAUAAUACCAUCACACUUUUCCAUUUAUUCUUUAGAAGUAUGUCUAAGAAACUUUCCUCUUCACAGAGGUGUGAGCAUUACCGCAACGCAAAUAAAGCGUAAAGACUACAGAUUGAGAUCCUGACAAGAAGUAAAAAGCGUAAAACUUGCACGUUUAUUAUCAUUGUUACACAGGGUGAUCUUUGCUUACACCAGCGUUCCUUGAUAGAUAAAGUAACAAAUGCAUCAAAUAUUAAAAACAACCUAAAUUUGCUCAGACCAAUACAAGGAUAAGAUAAAUGAUAUCCAUAAAUGGUAGCUACAGUAACUUCUUAGUAAUCUACAAGAAUAAGCAUUAAAUUGGAAAAAAAAGCGUCUUCCUUCCCCUUAUAGAAUUGGUUUGGUAAUCCGCAAUGGCCUUCUUUUAUUUUUCACCUUCAAUUCAACCAAAUAGGUGUAAUAUGGCCGA
Molecule: messenger RNA, 4169 nt
Organism: Pocillopora meandrina
Lineage: Eukaryota; Metazoa; Cnidaria; Anthozoa; Scleractinia; Pocilloporidae
Source: the annotation of a GenBank genome assembly